AUGUUAAAGAUAGUCCUUAUCAUAGCCCUGGUGGGUUCUGUAUACACGCAGGAUGAUAAGGAUUUGGAUUCAGUGAUAGAGUCUAUAUUCGGCAAGCCAUCUUCCACGGAAGCUCCCUUCAUCAAUGUGAAGAAACCUUCAACAAUAGUACCUCCAGUCAACAAACAAGAUACAGAGAAUCAGCCGUGUCAGACUGAAGAUGGUAAGGAGGGUCGCUGUCUGAGACGCUUCCUGUGUAACUCAAACAACACAGCCAUAGAUGACGGAGUAGGCAUCAUAGAUAUAAGAGUUCAGGCAGAUCAAUGCAGUUCCUACUUGGACGUGUGUUGCAACGUGCCUGACGUGAGGCCACCAGACAAUCCCAUUACCCCAAAACCACCGAAAAUCAGGGAAGGUUGCGGAUGGAGGAAUCCCGAGGGUAUUGGCUUCAAGACGAUCGGGGAUGUUGACGGGGAGAGCAAGUUCGGAGAAUUCCCCUGGAUGGUCGUCAUAGUUAAAAUCGAAGCUGAUCCUGAAGGCCACAAGCUCAACAUGUACGUCGGAGGCGGCUCGCUGAUACAUCCCAGUGUUGUUUUGACAACAGCACACACAGUCGCAGCUGUGCCGUCACCUAGAGUUCGCGCUGGGGAGUGGGAUACACAGACGUCCAAGGAAAUAUACCCGUUCCAAGAUAGAGAUGUUGAUUCUAUAGUUAUACAUAAAGACUACAAUCAUGUCAAAAAGAACCUUUUCUACGACAUCGCUCUGCUAUUUCUCUCUUCGCCAAUGGAUACCAAUAUUCCCAACGUGGGCCUGGCCUGUCUUCCGCCUCCAAGGCUUGUCACUCCUGGUGGCGUAAGAUGCUUCGCCAGCGGCUGGGGUAAAGACAAAUUCGGCAAAGAAGGUCGCUACCAGGUCAUAUUGAAGAAGGUGCAAUUGCCGGUGGUUGAAAGACAGCAGUGUCAGAAACAGCUUCGGAACACACGCCUGGGACCGUUCUUCCAACUACACAGCUCAUUCAUGUGCGCUGGAGGCGAAGAGGGCGUUGACACCUGCAAAGGUGACGGUGGCUCGCCUUUAGUGUGCCCGAUCGAGAAUGAACAAGGACGCUACAUGCAAAGCGGCAUGGUCGCGUGGGGAAUAGGUUGUGGCGAAAACGGUACACCAGGAGUAUACGUAGACGUAGCCAACCUUAGAGAUUGGAUUGAUGACAAAAUUAUAGGAAAAGGAUUGGAUACGAAGGUAAAAGAUGACAUUUACGAUCAACCGGUUAACCUGAUGGCUCCAAAGAAAAAUCCACAUAUGAAGAAUGUCCAAGAACAGUCUACUACCGAAGAUCCCUGGUCUCCGUUGGACUUCUCCAAGUUGGAUGCCAUGAUAGCUCAACAACAACAAGAAGACAAUAACCGUAUCAAAAGACGAGCGAAGAACACCCGUCGUUUUAAUACAUUGAGUGGCCCAGCGUUGAGGGAGCGCCCUCAUCACUAUCUAUACCCGGAACCAGUGAAGGACAGAAUCCUGGAAUUCACAACCACAACCAAGAAACCUGGAAUCCUUCCGGAGACAAUGAACCCAGGUGUGAUAUUCCGCGUGCGAAUGUCAGACGCGAUUCUGCGGAUCAAGCAAAGAAUGUACGAAGAUCCCGAAAGGCAUAUAGAAGCUGAUAUAAUAUACACGAAUCUAAUAAAAAAAGUCGUGAUGGACGAAAUAACUAAGUUCCAUAAUCUGCUCUUGAUGUAUAAAACUGACAAAUCUAUUAAGGAGCAUCUUGGAGAAUGCGGUGGAAGAAUAUACAAGUUUAUAAGCUACAUGACAAUCAAAGUCCAUAUUUACUGUCUGUUCGACGCGCUAUGGAUAGAUGGUAACCCGUAUGUGAUUGGCGACGAAUAUUCCGUAACCCCAGUUGAAGCUCCACCAAUGCUGCAGUGUGACGCAGCUGAAUGUAAUUCGCAUCGCAAAACAAGACGUCGUAAUAGAAUCCGUACUACAUCUCCUGUGACGGAUUUUCAUGAGGGAAAUCUGACAACAACUGUGCCAAUAGCCAGAAGAGCGGAUCGCUCAGACACUCAGCAGAUCAAGAACAAGAGGAGACAUCGCAAAAAUAGAAAGGACACGCCUUCUUACGAUGCCUACGACCCACCGAUGAAGGAUUUUGAAUCUUCGUUUGUGGAGAUGCCCAAGGACCUGUACCAGGCACAUUUGAGACCUGGUGUCAUCUUUCGCAUACACAUGUCUGAAGCUAUAUUGAAGAUGCAGUACCGCAAUUACGGCGAAGACAAAGACGAGUCCGUAAUAGAAGCUGACGUGGAAUACUUGAGAUUAACACGGAAGGUCAUCAAUGAUGAGAUAACGAAGUUCGAAGACCUCAAAUGGUUGAUCGGCUGGUUCACGAAUCGUACGGAGCUGAUACAGGAACAUACUUGCAACACUAGAUAUUAUGCUGUGGGAAUCCCUCCAACGAUGUUCACUCACAGUGAGGAGUAUAUGAAGCGUAUGUGUUUAUUUGACAAUGUGUUCAUCGAUCACAUUCCCUACGUGGUUGGUGAAGAUGGAUCUUUGAUGGCAGCUGUGGCACCACCAGUUCUGCAUUGCGACGCAGCUACUUGCACAUCAGUGCCUUUCAUUGACAGUGUAAUGUUCGACGAACGUCUCAGUCGUAGCAACGUGCGUACAGUGACUCGUUGCCAAGCCAGUUGCCGCAUGCAUUGCCGCAACGACGCUGACUGUCUUACGAGAUGCUCCGCGAGAUGUCUCCGUGCAGAAUAA
Molecule: messenger RNA, 2745 nt
Organism: Danaus chrysippus (African queen)
Lineage: Eukaryota; Metazoa; Arthropoda; Insecta; Lepidoptera; Nymphalidae
Source: the annotation of a GenBank genome assembly